GCCUGGCAUUCAUCAUUCCCUCCAACUCCCAUCACUCUCUUUCUUGUUUCUCUCUCUAAAUCGCCCACUUUUUUCCUGUAAUAUUCCUUCUUUCCCUCUCUAAAAUACUUAUUAUUCUUCUUCCCUAGCCCCACUUCCCACUAUUUUUCUGACUUUUGCCUCCUUCCUCGAGCUUUUCCCAUUCUCUACUUCCAGAAAAUUGUAUGAUUUUCACCAGUUUUGCUUCUUAGAUUGGAUCUGCUGCUGUCAGUUAGAUUCGUCCGACCUUGGAUUUGGCUUCUUCGAUUCCGGAUUUCUGAGUUCAGGGUCGGGUUAUUCUUUGUUUCGAGCUUGGUCAUUGAAGAUAAGAAAGUAGAAAAAUAGUAUGGCUGUUUCCAUGAGGGACUUGGAUCCCGCUUUCCAGGGAGCUGGACAAAAGGCUGGGCUGGAAAUAUGGCGUAUUGAGAAUUUUAAUCCUAUUCCCAUCCCGAAGUCCUCUUAUGGGAAGUUUUUCACAGGGGACUCCUAUGUAAUCUUGAAGACAAUUGCUUCAAAGAGUGGUGCCCUCCGUCAUGAUAUUCAUUACUGGCUUGGAAAAGACACCAGUCAGGAUGAAGCUGGUGCUGCAGCCCUCAAGACAGUUGAGCUGGAUGCAGCUCUUGGAGGUCGUGCUGUUCAAUAUCGUGAAGUGCAGGGUCAUGAAACUGAGAAAUUCCUGUCUUACUUCAAACCCUGUAUUAUACCUCAGGAAGGUGGAGUUGCAUCUGGUUUUAAGCAUGUAGAGGAUGAAGAAUAUAAGACUCGAAUGUUUGUAUGCAAAGGAAAACAUGUUGUGCAUGUCAAAGAAGUUCCUUUCGCCCGAUCUUCACUAAACCAUGAUGAUAUAUUUAUUCUGGAUACGAAAUCCAAAAUCUUCCAAUUUAAUGGUUCAAAUUCAUCUAUUCAAGAAAGGGCUAAAGCAUUGGAAGUUGUGCAAUAUAUUAAAGAUACACACCAUGAGGGGAAAUGUGAGGUGGCUGCUAUUGAGGAUGGAAAGUUGAUGGCUGAUUCUGAAACGGGAGAAUUUUGGGGUUUCUUUGGGGGUUUUGCCCCUCUUCCACGAAAACCAGCCAGUGAUGAUGAUCAGCAUGUUGAUGAUACUCACACUCCAAAGCUGCUUUGCGUUGAAAAGGGGCUAGCUGAACCUGUUACGAACGAUUCUCUGACAAGGGAGUUACUGGACACAAAUAAAUGCUAUAUUCUUGAUUGUGGGCUGGAAGUGUUUGUCUGGAUGGGAAGAAAUACCUCUCUUGAUGAAAGGAAAAGUGCAAGCGGAGUGGCUGAUGAGUUAGUCAGUGGCUCUGAUAGACAGAAAUCCCAGAUAAUUCGUGUAAUUGAAGGAUUUGAAACAGUGAUGUUCAAGUCCAAGUUUGAUUCUUGGCCUCAGAUGACUGAAGUAACAGUGUCUGAAGACGGUCGUGGAAAGGUGGCAGCACUUCUGAAACGCCAAGGAGUGAAUGUCAGGGGUCUGCUGAAAGCUGAUCCUGUAAAAGAAGAACCUCAACCCUAUAUUGAUUGCACAGGGAAUUUGCAGGUUUGGCGUGUAAAUGGUCAGGAAAAGAUUCUCCUUCCUGCUUCUGAUCAGUCAAAGCUUUAUAGCGGAGAUUGCUACAUUUUCCAGUAUACGUAUCCUGGAGAGGACAAGGAAGAGUAUCUUAUAGGAACAUGGGUUGGAAAGACUAGUGUUGAGGAAGAAAGAGCUUCGGCUAUUUCCCUCGCAAGCAAAAUGGUUGAGUCAUUGAAGUUUCUUCCUUCACAGACUCGUAUUUAUGAAGGGAAUGAGCCAAUUCAAUUUUAUACUAUCUUCCAAAGCUUGAUUGUUUUUAAGGGUGGACUUAGUAAAGGAUACAAAAAUUACAUUGCGGAAAAGGAAAUUCCUGAUGAUACGUACAAUGAGGAUGGUGUUGCACUAUUUCGCAUCCAGGGCUCAGGCCCUGACAAUAUGCAAGCUAUACAAGUUGAACCAGUUGCUUCCUCCUUGAAUUCCUCUUAUUGCUACAUACUUCAUAAUGGGUCCACUGUCUUUACAUGGACUGGAAACCUUACAACCUCAGAUGUCCAGGAACUUGUUGAGAGGAUGCUGGAUUUGAUAAAGCCAAAUUUACAGUCAAAGCCACAAAAGGAAGGGUCCGAAUCUGAACAGUUUUGGGAUUUGUUGGGAGGAAAAUCUGAAUAUCCCAGUCAGAAGAUUGUAAGGUCUGCAGAAAGUGAUCCUCACCUGUUUUCUUGCAACUUCUCAAAAGGAAACUUGAAGGUGACAGAGAUAUUCAAUUUUUCCCAGGAUGAUUUGAUGACUGAAGAUAUCUUCAUCUUAUAUUGUCACUCUGACAUCUUUGUCUGGGUCGGGCAACAGGUUGACCCCAAGAGUAGAAUGCAGGCUUUAACAAUUGGUCAGAAAUUUCUUGAGCACGAUUUUCUUUUAGAAAAGGCGUCUCAUGAAACUCCGAUGUACAUUGUCAUGGAAGGGAGUGAGCCUCCUUUCUUCACUCGUUUCUUCACUUGGGAGUCUGCAAAAUCUGCUAUGCUGGGAAACUCGUUUCAGAGGAAACUCACAAUAGUGAAAAAUGGGGGAACUCCAACUGUGGAUAAACCCAAACGAAGAUCACCAGCAUCCUAUGGGGGAAGAUCUAGCAGUGUGCCCGACAAGUCCCAGCGCUCCCGCAGCAUGUCUUUUAGUCCAGAUCGUGUUCGUGUACGGGGAAGGUCUCCAGCCUUCAAUGCCUUAGCAGCUGCAUUUGAGGACCCUAAUGCCAGGAACCUUUCAACUCCACCUCCAGUCGUUAGGAAACUGUAUCCCAAAUCUGUGACCCCAGAUUCAGCAAAAUUGGCACCCAAAUCCACAGCCAUAGCAGCACUUAGUUCUAGCUUUGAACAACCACCCUCAGCUCGAGAUAGUAUGAUACCCCGGUCUAUCAAAGUGAAUCAGAGUCCAGAGGCUCCCAAACCUAAGCCUGAGACAAACAAUAAGGAAAAUUCCCUGACCAGCAGAAUAGAAUCUCAAACCAUUACGGAAGAUGUGAAAGAGGAUGAAGCUGAAGAUGAGGAAGGUCUUCCAAUUUACCCAUAUGAAAGCCUCAAAAUAUCAUCUACAAAUCCUGUAACAGACAUUGACGUGACUAAGCGAGAGACUUAUCUAUCAUCUGCGGAGUUCAAAGAGAAGUUUGGGAUGACAAAGGGUGCCUUUUACAAGUUGCCAAAAUGGAAACAGAACAAAUUUAAGAUGGCCGUCCAGUUAUUCUGAUUUUGACGCAUACUUUGCCUUGUCUCAGGACCCUGCAGUUUAGGUUGCAGAGAGGAAAUGAACAUAUGAAAGUGAAAGGGACAGCAUCAGUGUUUUUGUCAGCAUAGCUGCUUCUGCUCUCCCUUGAAGCUAUUCAUUGUUGGAAAAGAAUACAGAGUUUUUCCGCUUUCACCCCUCCUCCCCUUGCCGUGGUUUGAAUGUUAUUAUAGAGUCCUUUUCUUGUUGAGUUAGCUGCUUGGUAUUAAUCUUUAUAGGGCACAGGUUGUUUGUGAGCUUGCUUGCUUUCUUCUGCUUCUCCCCCCCUCCUUUUUUUUUUUUUAAAUUUCCUUGGGGUUUUAAGUUUCAUUUUUUUAUUCAAAAUUGUUUUGGUAAAGCAUUGGUCUUGCAAACGCGGUCUUUUUAGGUUGUAUUGAGGAUGAAGUGUGUACAGCUGAGUGUAAAAACCAGUCAAGUCGUCAUUAGUUUUGGAAAUAAAAGGUGUGAUUUUCUUUUCCUUUUC
Molecule: messenger RNA, 3758 nt
Organism: Neltuma alba
Lineage: Eukaryota; Viridiplantae; Streptophyta; Magnoliopsida; Fabales; Fabaceae
Product: villin-4
Exons: 24
Coding region: 365-3259 (964 amino acids)
Biological process (GO): actin filament severing; cytoskeleton organization
Molecular function (GO): actin filament binding
Source: RefSeq, a predicted model, not a curated record